Molecule: messenger RNA, 1214 nt
Organism: Harpegnathos saltator (Jerdon's jumping ant)
Lineage: Eukaryota; Metazoa; Arthropoda; Insecta; Hymenoptera; Formicidae
Gene: PCNA
Product: Proliferating cell nuclear antigen
Exons: 5
Coding region: 1-786 (261 amino acids)
Biological process (GO): regulation of DNA replication; leading strand elongation; translesion synthesis
Cellular component (GO): PCNA complex
Molecular function (GO): DNA polymerase processivity factor activity; DNA binding
Source: RefSeq, a predicted model, not a curated record
AUGUUUGAGGCACGUUUAAUACAAAGUGCAAUCUUGAAGAAGGUAUUGGAUGCUGUAAAGGAUCUUUUAACCGAAGCAACGUUCGAAUGUUCCGACUCGGGCAUUCAAGUUCAGGCAAUGGACAAUGCUCACGUUUCGUUGGUCUCCUUAAAUCUCAGAAGCGAUGGUUUCGACAAGUAUCGUUGUGAUCGGAACCUUUCAAUGGGCAUGAGUAUUAGUUGUAUGUCAAAAAUUCUACGAUGUGCUGGUGCGGAAGAUACGGUAACCCUUAGAGCAUGGGAUAAUCCAGAAUCUGUUAUUUUUAUAUUUGAAUCGCCAAAUAAGGAGAAGCUUGCUGAGUAUGAAAUGAAGCUGAUUAAUAUGGAUCAAGAGCACCUUGGCAUUCCUGAAACCUCAUACUCAUGUGUGGUCAAAAUGCCAUCUGGAGAAUUUACACGCAUAUGCAGAGAUCUGAGUCAAUUUGGAGAAUCCAUAACUUUUGCUUGUACUAAGGAAGGUAUAAAAUUCAGCGCCUCUGGUGAUUAUGGUUCAGCUAAUAUCAAAUUAGCGCAGACUGCGGAUGCGGAUAAUGAAGAGGAAGCAGUAAUAAUUAAUAUGCAAGAGCCAGUAAAAUUAACAUUUGCUUGUCGUUAUUUGAAUUGCUUCGUGAAAGCCGGUCCUCUAUGUAAUCAAGUUCAACUGUCUAUGUCUGAUGAUGUUCCUCUGGUAUGUGAAUAUAAGAUCGGCGAUAUUGGACACAUCAGGUAUUAUCUGGCACCCAAAAUCGACGACGAGGAAGAAAAUUAAAAUAGCGCAAAGCGUAAAUUGAUACACCGAUAAGUUAAAAAGAGAUUAAUUGGCUUGACACUGUAAUUGCGAGAAUAUAACGCUAGACAUAUAUAUUUUGGUAAAUAACAAAAAUUAAGUGUCCCGAUAUGUUUAUAUUUGAGGUACAAGUAAGGCAAAGUUAAAAAGAGUACUUUUAAGGUAAUAUAUUAUUUUAAUUUUACAUUUAAAAGUCAUUUGGCUCGUCACAGUGCUAGCGCAAUGCAGAAUUGACACUAAAAUUCAUAGGUAGAGUGACACAAUGAUUAAUAUAGCAAAAUGGUGUCAUCCUCUUAAUCAAUAUUCACAUUAUUACUGUUAUGUUCCAGAGACUGUGACAGUAUUUUGAUAAUAUCGCAUCAUUUUUUUUUUUAUAUAUAAGAAGAACUCAAUAUAUUUCCAAAAAAUUU